GGCUAAACCACGUGCGAUAUGAUGGCUACCUUUAAAAAGAAAGAUUGGAGCUCUGAGAGCGUCUCUCUCCUUACUGGAGUGAGCCAGGUGUCUCACAGUGGAGUUUUUACACAGGACGGAAGACUUUUGUUAGUGCCUUGUGGAGCUAUUGUGAAAGUGUAUUCUAUUGAGACUGGAAGGAUAGUUAGAGAGCUCAUAUCAAAAUAUGACGGCCUUAUAACUCAUCUUGAACUGGGGCAAUCGAAAGCCAAUAAAGUAUAUGCUUCUUAUAAUGAUGGGCACAUUGUUGUGUGGGACUAUUCAGAUGGAGGGUUGCUUAAGAGUUUUAGUUUUGACUGUCCCGUUCUUUAUUUUGCUUCGAGACGACACGGUAGCAAUCCUUCUCUGCUUUUUGUCACAGCUGACAGCGAAAAAAUGAAUUACAGUGUUAUGUGUCUGAAUGGUUGCUCUCUUAAUGAUAUUAAGCAUAAUUCAACAAUGAAAUGUAUCAAUGAUGAGAAUGUUCCAAUUAUCACUGUCGAUGAUGGGGCAAUUAAUAAAUUAAUUUUCACAUUCGACUAUUCAAGCAUUGUCACAUUUUGCAACAAAGUCCUCUAUGUAUAUGAUAUUGAUAAAGAUAAAUUAUUCGAGUAUAACAAUUCAUUCUCCAUUACUUGUGUUGCCACUCAUCCACAGAAGCACUGCAUUGCAACUGGUGAUACUUAUGGGAAAAUCCUCCUUUGGUAUAAUUAUGGUAUGAGGGAGGAGUCUGUUGUCACGACGACUCAGCUACACUGGCACCCUCAUGCAUUAGGUGAUAUUGGUUUCUCAACUGAUGGUACGUAUCUCCUCUCCGGCGGUGAAGAGGGUGUACUGGUACUGUGGCAAGUGGAUACCGGGAGUAAACAUUUCCGACCUCGUUUGGGCGCUCCUAUUGUAGAUGUGGCUUGUAGCCCUGGCGACCGUGUCUAUGCAGUUAGUUUAGCUAAUAAUGCAAUACAGUUGAUCUCUGGAUUGGAUAAUGAGAUCAGGCACACAUUGAUAUCACUCUAUCGCUCAUUGCCUGGCAUGGGGUACGAAGAGAGACUCAGUACUGGCCUCAUGUACGACCCUCGCUCAAAGUCUUUGGUUCUUAAUGGACUCCCUGGUCACCUUCAAUUUGUUGAUAUCAAUACACUGACAUUGAAGACGCAGUUGGAGGUGGUGUCACUGAAUUAUGUCUCACGUACAGAUGAGAAGAGCAUUGUACCGACUGUUGUGAGUCUUGCCUGCUUCUCACCAGCUGGUGACUGGAUGGCAUCAGUUGAUAGUUGGGAGCCUAAAGGAUUCGCUCAUGAAAUUAAACUAAAGUUUUGGAAAUUUGAUAAAAAUCAACAAAGGUAUAUUCUGAGGACUAUAGUUGAUCCUCCUCAUCAGAGCUCUGUUACUAGUCUCAGAUUCAGACCCAAUCCCUCAAGGAACGGGAAUCAGUUUGUGUCCAGGAAUGGGAAUGAGUCAUCCUUGCCUAAGAGGUAUACCCAGUUGAUGCUGGCCACUACAGGACUUGAUGGAAAGUUCAAAUUGUGGGUCCAAGAUGAUAAGACAGAAGAAAAAGGGGAUUCUUGGAUUUGUGAAUCCGCUGGGCAUUAUUACGACUUUCCUUGUAAUGGCUGCUGCUUCAGUGAAGAUGGAUCAAUACUGGCAGUCAAUUUUGGAAAAUAUGUGACACUAUGGGAUCCUGUGGCUAUGAGUUUAUUGCAAGUAUUAGGCAGUUCAAUACCCAAUGACACCUUCAGGGAGGUGUGUUUUUGUCAUUCCGACUCUUCCCAUUACUUAUUGAUGGCAUCAAAGCGUCACUUUCACAUGUGGAACCUUCUCACAUACGACAUUGAGUUAGUGUUGCCUAUUUGUGUCGAUGUCAUGGUAACUGAUCCUUACUCAAACGUUGCUGCCAUCUUCACUUCAACCGUCACAACAUCAAAAACAUCUGUAAAAUUGAUGAUAGUGUCUCCUCUUUCUCCAAAACCACUUGCUACAUACAAAGACUUUUCGUCUUCGUCAAUUCAAGCUGCCGUUUUCCUCCCUGCUGCCAAAAGUGAUGGGAGACUAUCAUCUCAGCUUUAUUUCAUGGACCAGAAGCAGUGCUUGUACACUGUUACUGGGAAUGAGCCAAUCUCUACUGAUGAAUCAGCUGAGUUUCCAUUUGAUGCUUAUGAUGUCCAGAGGAACAGGCGAUGGUUCAAUGAGAUAUUUGGACCCAGUAGAUCGGUGCCCUCAGUAGCCAAGACCCCGGCUCAUGUUAAUCAAAGAGAGAAUAAGAUUCUAUUGACUUCACCCCUUUCCCUUCCUCCCAUGAGCAUAUACUGUAAAACCUAUCUCUCGUCCCUAUUGCCAAAGACCAAACCCACAAACUUUGAAGAAGGUUGUCCCGAGUCGAUGAAUAUUGACGAAGUUAGAGAAGAAAAGGCGGAGACAUCAGAUGAGGACGAUGAGGAUGUAAAGCCACACCUACAUCAGAGAGAUGAACCCAAUGAAGUAAAGACAGAAAGAGAUGAAGUCGAUAGCAGGAAGCUUGACGUAAUGAUUGGUAAUUAUCAAUGGUUGACUGAUUUCUUUAGAACCGAGCUAAACUGUACAUAAAUAUAUAUAACUAGAUCUACGUAUAAAAGUUUGUACAUAAUGAUUAUUUAAUUUGCUAAGAGUAUAAAAUGUUUAUUUUUAUACAAAAUACACGAUCUGUCAUACGUUUUCUUCAUUUCUACCAGUAAUAAAG
This is a messenger RNA of Amphimedon queenslandica, 2731 nucleotides long. Its product is annotated as WD repeat-containing protein 75-like. The record is from RefSeq and is a predicted model, not a curated record. The coding region runs from base 19 to 2598 and encodes 859 amino acids. The transcript has 21 exons. Lineage: Eukaryota; Metazoa; Porifera; Demospongiae; Haplosclerida; Niphatidae. Gene Ontology annotation, molecular function: protein binding; RNA binding. Gene Ontology annotation, biological process: ribosome biogenesis; positive regulation of transcription by RNA polymerase I; positive regulation of rRNA processing. Gene Ontology annotation, cellular component: small-subunit processome; nucleolus.